ACGAGCUCGUGAGCACGUUGCAUGUGCCUCAUUCUCUCAAAUAAACGACGAAAGUGUACGUUAACAUGCGGAAAAACCCGGAUCGUCAGUCUGUCACGGUUGACAGGGUGCUCGGAAUGGAAACGUCUCGCCCUGCCUCACGUACGAAACGCCCUCCGAAGGAACUAAACGACAAGAGCGAAGAGAAGAGGAAAGCUACGGCAGCGACAAUCACAGGACUGGCGAACCUCCAACAUUCCCUUGGUCAAGCCAUGGAGAAGGCAGGAAAGAAUGUCGCUACCAGAGACACCGCUUCACCUCCAUCGCGUACAUCCCGGAACAGGAUGGUCAUCGGAGUGGUUGCCACCAUAGUAACGUUUGCCAUCAUAUUCAUCGUCUCAUACGUGAUCGCCCGACGAUACUUGCACUCUGGUGAACAGCUUGGCUUGGCAAACGUCUGUAGCAACUCGAAUUGCUUUGCACAUGCUCGAGCGCUUCAAAGUGGCUGGAACACGAGCCGCGACCCAUGUGACGACUUCGGCGCCUUCGUCUGUUCCGCUUGGAAGUCUCAGCUAGAGAUGAGUUUUUCGACAUCCACCGACAUGCAGUUCAAGUGGGUCGAUGACAUAGUGACCAUGCUCAACCGGGGCAACACUCACUUCAGUGCAACUCGCAAAGCUGUCGACCUGUUCGCCUCCUGCUCCAACCGGUCCACUGUUGACCAGGAUAAGGCGCAAAAUGAAUUCAUAGACCUUCUCAGGUCGAAGAAUAUCCGGUGGCCAUAUGAACCGCCAAAUGUAGAUCCUUUAAGUGUCCUCAUAGACCUUGACACCAACUUGCUGGCCGAUCUGUGGUUCCGCAUAAGCAUACGUGGUCGACAACCGAACGCUUCUAUUGUCAUCAUACCUUCAAAACAAUCCUUGUUUUGGGCGUCAAACAUAAAACGUGUGAGGGGCUACAACAAGCGGGAUGAAUAUUGUCUCAUGUACUACGACCUCCUAACGACGGGAGAGAAGCCUGAGGACAAACGCUACUGCACCAAACUCCUUCAAGUAGAAGAAGAAAUCAUGUUUGUCAUGGCCGACGUUGUGAGUGACAGCGUGAAGAAGGUCGUAGGCGGCUCGCUGAAAAAUGUGUCGUUGAAGCACACUCCGAACGUGGGGGCCGAACGCUGGUUAGAAGCUCUGUACAGACAUUACGGCCCAAAGUACAGGUUCUCCCCGAAUACAAUUGUCAAGUGCGACAACCAAAGAUUCCUGGAAACCGUAGACUCAUUGAUUAGCACCCACACUAAUGAAGAGCUCCUCAACCACAUAGGCUGGUGGUUUGUUCAACAGUAUGCAGGGAUAGCCUUCGCAAGAGCGAACAUCAUCCAUUUUGGCGACCCUAAACUGGCCAGCCAGUACAGCCCCACGAUCUGUGAGUUGUUGGUGGAGGACGUAUACCGCACCCUUAUUGUGGCUGACCACGUGGCGAAGACCUUUACCGAAUCGGCUCGAAAGAAAGUCGAUGAGAUCCUGGACGCAAUAGAGAACCAUACGAUGCACAUGUUUGCGAGUUCUCCGUGGAUAGACGACAAUAGCAAGCAGCAGUCGGUGGCUAAACUGAAGACUUUGAAGCGCACGCUUUGGCCAGCAGCUAUGACAAAUACCAAACUGCAGGAUUUGUACAGCGUGUUCCCAAGCGCCACAUUUUACUACAUGAGAGAUUGGACCGAAAACGCCAAGGUUUUCCAUAGCUUGCUGGGCGAAGUGCGGUACACGGAGCUCACCUCCUUGCCACAUAAUAUCCGAGAGUAUCCAGUCUACUACCACUACGUCGACCACGCUAUUACCGUCGCCAUGAACACCGUUGAGGCACCGCUCUUCUACCAGGACGCCACCUCUUCCGUGAACUAUGGGGGACUUGGCGCAACAUACGCCUUGCGUAUUGUGCGCGUCUUUGAUCCCGAAGGGAUUCAUCUCAGCGACAAAGGCGAAUACCAAUCCUGGUGGUCGAACAGCAGCUUAUCAAAUUACACGAAAAAGGUCGCAUGCGACUCUUCCAGCUUUGUCGGAAUUUUUCCGGAAGUCCCCGCCCUGGAGAUUGCGUACGGCGCCUACAUGUCUGUGGUCAGCCAAGUCCCGGACUCGUUGCUCCUGUCUAUGGAAACGUACUCUGCUGAGCAAAUAUUUUUUAUGUCUUAUUGUCACAGUUUAUGCGGUGAUUCCGUUACGAACUUGCCGGUGGACAGGUGUAAUAAGGCUCUCAAGAAUUUCAAGCCGUUCGCACAGGCUUUUCGUUGCAAGGACGGGUCGUUCAUGAACCCGGGACAUAAAUGUACUUUCUUUUGA
This is a messenger RNA of Ornithodoros turicata, 2312 nucleotides long. Its product is annotated as neprilysin-2-like. Gene Ontology annotation, molecular function: metalloendopeptidase activity. The record is from RefSeq and is a predicted model, not a curated record. Gene Ontology annotation, cellular component: plasma membrane. The coding region runs from base 66 to 2312 and encodes 748 amino acids. Gene Ontology annotation, biological process: protein processing. The transcript has 8 exons. NCBI's taxonomy places the organism in Eukaryota, Metazoa, Arthropoda, Arachnida, Ixodida, Argasidae.